AUGUCGUUCACUGUUGAAAGAGAGGCUGAGCAUCCGGAUGUUGAACAUAUCCAGAAGGUGAGUGACCCUUCGCUGACCCCAGAUAUCGACUGUUCCGCAGAAGAACUGAUUGGCGAUGACGCCCUCAGUCAGACAGACGUGCCACUAAUGCGUCAUCAGGUUGUGGAAAUUGCCGCCACAGGAGGUGAAGUAACGUGGUCUGAUUUGAUAUGUAGAGAAAAGGGUAUCAUUAUAGAACAGGUGGUUCCACCAAUUAACACAGCUUAUGUGGGACUAUAUCCUUCAAAAACGGAAAAUGCCAAGGUCAUUCAAGCAUUUGAUUCUAUCUGUGAAGAUAAUUGUACACCUGAAUCUACCACGAACUCUGAAGGAGUUGAUGAUGACACCGACGACGUCACAUCGGCAGAAUCUACUGAAUGUGUGACACCACGCGGAAGUGAUGAAUUUGGGAAGGAAAUCGUUACGUUUUUGAUCAGUGAACUGUUGGAUAAUGUCGUAAAAGAAACAAUAUUAAGUGAAAAAGGUAUGUCGGGCAGUGAAUUUACCGAGAACACAGUAGCUUGCCAUGAGGACGAAAAGAUAUCAAACACAUUGGACGAUUUGGUAGACAGUACCGAGUUUGACGUGGCUGGAGACUACUUGACUGCAAUUGAGAAAGCCAGUCAGAAAAAUAACGGAUUAUUUGAAAGAUUUCCAACACCAAAAGUGCUUCAUACAGCUCAGCAGUCAUGGGAGGAAAAUAGAGAUGUACCUCCUCGCGACGACUCGGGUCGUCCGCUCCCACACCCGUACAUAGCACAGGAAACGGUGGUCACAUGUGGGAUCGAGGCUGUCGUAUCAAAUCUAAAGGCCAGGUCGCUCAAGGAGAACGUCAAUCUGAAGGAUGUCCUUGCGCAAAUCCAGACGUCUUGUACUGAUAAUGUAGCAAUCAUAGGAUGUGUUUUUUCAUUGGUCCAUUUCUCGAGGAGGGACGAACUAGAGGAUAUGAUUGGAGAAAUGACGAAUGGGUGGAUGGAAGAGGACAUACUUCGAGUACACGUUUUCAACUAUAUAUGCAGAUCCAUGGAUAUACCGACUGCAACCAUUAGCGGAUAUCACAAGUUUGACAUAGCAGUUGACGGAACCGAACAUAAGCCCAGGCUGUCCCUUUGGUCGGCGGUACUGCUAAACGACAUCUGGAAGUACAUUGAUACCACGAGACGCAGUGCAUUUCGGGACGAGAAGCAUUUGUGGAAGGUGUAUAGACCAUCAUUCUGUACCUCGUGGCUUGUGAGUCCGUUGUGCUUCAUUCAAACGCAUCUGCCGCAGAAACGUUACUGGCAACAACUAAGUCGUCCCGUCAGUAGGUCAGAGUGGGACAAUAUGGUGGUAUUGACGCCCCACUUCUUCCACUAUGACUUUCAACUUCACAGUCAUGACAGGUACAACAUCUCGUGUGAUGGCGAGAGGUUAACGGUGUUGUUUCGUUACCCAGAACGGAAUCAACUUCUGUUCGAAGCGAAACUUCUAUACCAGGGCAAUCCGGUGCAGAUCAGUCUACCGAAGAACUGUUCUAGCACAUUCGUAGAAACUCGAAUAUCUGACAUCUCAGAGUUAGUGAUUCGUAUUACUCCGCCUCAUACAGGUGAAUUCAUCCUUGUAAUAUACGGAUUGGAUAUUCUGGAGCACCCCUACAAGUGUAUGCAUUUGUGCUCGUAUAAAAUACAAUGUAAUAAGCUUUCUGGAGAUCUAACAUUUUUUCCGUCUCUAUCCCAAGGGCGUUAUCAAUGGGGACCAGGCGCCGACACAUUGAAAGCUGGCUUGUCCCCUGCGAACUGUUUUGAUUCAUCUAUCGUCUGUGAAGGAUCAGCCUUGCACCUGAAAUUCCGAAUGACAAGUGACUGUGAUAGUGAGGAUAUAAUGGUAAUACUGACAGGAGGAGAACAGUAUGAAGAGGUUCUAGACAGGUACGUAUUUUUCUGGGCGGCUGAUGGUCUUAUCCACUUUCUUGUGCAUUCGCCAGGCCCUGGACAAUACGUGCUGAACAUUUGUCAGAAGAUACGAAGCGCUAUAGUUGCCGUCUGCUCCUAUCUGCUCGAGUUUAGGAGUCAGGCCUCAGAUGUUACACUUCCGCUUGGAUUCACAGGUAACAAGCUCGGCAUCACCAGGGCAGGUUUAAAUGCAGGAUUCGAUCAGAAAGAGUGGCUCACGGCUUUUUCUAAAGCUCCCGCUACAGGGGAAUUGGUACUCCAACCUGUAUUUGACCACGAACAAAUCGCAAAUAGCUUCAUAAAGCUACGACUUCUGGGAAGGGACUGCAUGGACAUGACAAUUUACACAAAAUGUAAUCUUGAUGACAAGCUUCUGUCGUGUACAGUUCUUCUUCCAAGGAUAGGUACCUACCUCUUUUCUCUCUACGUGGAAUCGUUGAAAGGUUCCACGGCGUGCUGGCACAAUGCUCUAAUCCUUGCGGAGGUUCCAUGUGCUAACUGGGCUCCAUUUCCGAGCAGGACUCAUGAUGUGCCAAUUGAUUUCUGUCUUCAUUCUCCACUUUCCGGUCAAAUUCCCUCCAAAUCAGAGGUAGAGUUUUCUUUACAACUAAACGCGGCUCACGAUGUUGCCGUAGUAACAAGUGGUGGUUGGUUCCAUCUGGAAAAAUCAGAUUCCAAUUCUUCGUUGUGGACAGGGAAAGUGAACACAGGCGCAAGAGGGACGGAUAUGAGGUUGUGUGCGAGGUUCGAGUCUGGAUCUGGAACGUUCACCCCUCUGUGUAUCUACAAGGUGAUUUCAGGAGAUGAAUACGAGUCUAGAUCCCUACAACAGAGUAACCUGAGGGAAACUAUACUACGUCGUACAGAGCAUUAGUUAACAAUGACUGGACAAAACUGGACAUAGAUGUCCACAUCAGAGAAACCCGAGGAAAACUAUACUACGUCGAACAGAACAUUAGUUAACAAAGACUGGACAAAACUGGACAUAGAUGUCCACAUCAGAGAAACCCGAGGGAAACUAUACUACGUCGUACAAAGCAUUAGUUAACAAUGAGUGGACACAAAUCUCUACAUCAGAGUAACCCGAGAGAAACUAUACUACGUCGUGUAGGGAUUUAAUCAACAUCGACUGGACAAAACUGGAAAUUCUACCUGAAACAGGACCAAGCCUUACUUGGCAGUGAUGAGGGACCAUUUGUAUCUGCCACAUUCAAGAUUUUAACGGGACAUUAACAAACUGUGAAUAGUUAUAUUUUUUCAUUAA
Molecule: messenger RNA, 3234 nt
Organism: Pecten maximus
Lineage: Eukaryota; Metazoa; Mollusca; Bivalvia; Pectinida; Pectinidae
Exons: 5
Coding region: 1-2844 (947 amino acids)
Source: RefSeq, a predicted model, not a curated record